Messenger RNA from Rhodofomes roseus, 1121 nucleotides. RefSeq lists its product as uncharacterized. Lineage: Eukaryota; Fungi; Basidiomycota; Agaricomycetes; Polyporales; Fomitopsidaceae. Bases 206 to 991 code for a protein of 261 amino acids. The transcript has 2 exons. The record is from RefSeq and is a predicted model, not a curated record.
GUCGUGAGCGAAAAGUGAGUCCACUCACGUUGGGAGGGUCGCGGAUGUACUCGUCGUUGAUGUUGUGGUCCGUGACCGGGGGUCGGCCGACGGUCUGGUACUGCUUCUUGAAUUUCUGGUCGUCGGUCGUGUGGCCCUCGGUGAAGUCGUUGCGCGUGGUGUCCAUGAUGAUGAUGAUGUAGGAGGAGUAGAGAAGGGUCGUUAUAUGUGGGAGAAUAACAGGCGAUGCAGUAGGUUGAAAGCCAGGGUCGGCGGCGAGCUCGUCGGUUUAUAUGUGCUCGAGGACGCGCCUGGCGAUCCUGGAGAAGGAUGCGUCACGGUGAUGUCAUCCCCGCCUUGCGGGGUGGCGUCGACAGUCGUUCUUGCAUACCUUCCGGAUAAGGGCAUCCGAUCACCACGUGAGCCGGUGUUCGACGCCACCACUGCCAGCCUGAGUGGCAAGUGCAACCUGUGCAACCCGAGUGCAACCUCGGCACUUACUGCCAAUAGAAUGGACUUCCUGACAAAGGCAGUACCGACACGCACGGUCACCAUGGUGCACACUUCCACCGCCAGCCCAAAUCCGGCCGACUCAACGAGCCCACCCAUCGUCGAGCUCCUGCGCUUCGCGUCCUCCUUGCUCAGCGUCCUCGCUGCUCUCACUCGGCGGUCCUUCAGCUAUGUCGUUAGCAAACCUCUCUGGACAACCCUCGCCAUAGCCUAUCGCCCUCUCUCCUACUUGCUCGCCCCGCUCUUCGUCUUCGUGAACGUGCUACUGAACGCGUUCAUCCUGACACCGUACGCCGUAGUCAGGGCCAUCGCAGUCGACGUCUACCCAAUUUACGUAUUCGUUGGCGCAAGCCUGCUCUGCGCGGCUUGUGUCGGCUUGGGAGCACGUCUAUGGGUUCAGGCAAUCCGUUCCACGAUCUACGGACCGCGGCCCACCAGCCACGAGGCCUAUCCUCCAGCGAAGCCGAGAAAGCGCGUCUCUAUCAAGGAGGAGGAAAGAUAGUGCUGCGGGAAAAGAUAUUCCAGGCUGGUAAUCGCGUUUUAUGAUACUGGCAACGCGGGACGUCCGGACUUGAAGCGUACGGCGUUGUCGGGGUUGAUUCAUGCUAGCGCAUCUUAUUGCCUGUGCCGCU